Molecule: messenger RNA, 2388 nt
Organism: Fragaria vesca subsp. vesca
Lineage: Eukaryota; Viridiplantae; Streptophyta; Magnoliopsida; Rosales; Rosaceae
Product: lysosomal Pro-X carboxypeptidase-like
Exons: 13
Coding region: 1-2388 (795 amino acids)
Biological process (GO): proteolysis
Molecular function (GO): serine-type exopeptidase activity; dipeptidyl-peptidase activity
Source: RefSeq, a predicted model, not a curated record
AUGAAAAUCCUAGUCUCUGUUUUAUCAUUCUUAUCUGUGGAUGGUGAUCCGAAUAAAGGAAUUUCAGAAGAAAGAUGCAAGUCGAUUUUGCAGUAUAUGCCCUAUAGUGAUGGUGCUAAUGAUCAUCUUCCUGAAGAGUAUGCUCCUCAUCUUGCAAGGCUUCUCAAUAAGUACAGUGACAUUCAAGCCACACAGCAACGUAUUCGAGAGCUUGAACUUCAAGGGUUCAGAGGAAAGGUCCUCAGCGCGUUAGGCUCAUCACUUAAUCUCCCUAUCUCUCCUCCCAAAACAUUUCGUCCUUUCCAAACAGCGGUUUUCUCUAGAAGCUUUUCUGCUGAGGUUCGAGAACGUCCUAGGGUUUUAGUUCCCUUUGCGAGAAGCCUUGGCGGCUGCGCUUUGAAGAACAAUGAAUUACCUUCAGAUUUGACAAAGCGUGGAGGAAGAUCAUUGUAUAAGUAUUGGAGGCAACGAGCAAUACAAAGCGAGAAUGAAAAUGAGGCUCAAAUUUCUCACGAGGACUUGUACAAGGUCAUGAAAAUCCUCGUCUCUAUUUUGUCAUUCGUAUCUGUUGAUGGUGAUCCAAGUAAAGGAAUUUCAGAAGAAAGAUGCGAGUCAAUUUUGCAGUAUAUACCCUAUAAUGAUGAGGGUGCUCAUCUUCCUGAAGAUUGUGCUCCUCAUCUUGCAAGGCUUCUCAAUCGAUACAAUGACAUUCGAGCCACACAGCAACGUUUUCGAGAGCUUGAAUUUCAAGAGCCUCUUGGUUUAAGAGGAAAUCUCCUCAGCUUGAUUAGGCCGUGCUGGUGUUACUUCAAAUCCGUAGCUGCUUUUUCUGCCCGGGGUCUUCUCUACUUUCUGCUCUUUGCUGCCUUUGUGAUCUAUCGUUGUGCUACAAGACCAGUGUCGUCGGAACCCGAAUUUUGCUUUGGUCUAGGUAUUCUUACAGCUCUAUUAGUGUAUGGAGUUUCUAGCCUAAAAUUGAAAGAAAAGGUAUCACUUGCUGCUCGUCAAAACCAACUUUACAGAACCAAAUACUUCACCCAAAUCCUUGAUCAUUUCAAUUACUAUCCCAAAAGCUAUGACACUUUCCAGCAGAGGUAUUUGAUAAAUGAUACGUUCUGGGGAGGCGCCAAAAGCAAUGCUCCAAUCUUUGUCUACACUGGUAAUGAAGGGAUCAUAGAAUGGUUUGCGCAGAACACUGGUUUUCUGUAUGAGACAGCUCCCCAUUUUAAAGCCCUCAUCAUUUUCAUCGAGCAUAGGUUCUAUGGAAAGUCUAUACCUUUUGGGGGCAAGAAAGAUGUGGCUUAUAGCAAUGCAACUACACUUGGAUAUCUAAGCUCCACACAAGCCUUGGCAGAUUAUGCUUCCUUAAUUAUUGAUUUGAAAAAGAACUUGACAGCAACGGACUCACCCGUAGUGGUCUUUGGAGGUUCCUAUGGAGGAAUGCUAGCAGCAUGGUUUAGGUUGAAGUAUCCCCAUGUAACAAUCGGAGCUUUGGCAUCAUCUUCUCCAAUCCUCAAUUUUGAGAAUAUUACAUCUCCGUAUAGCUUCAACAAUAUAGUGACCAAAGACUUUCGGAGUGAGAGUUGUUACAAAGUGAUCAAAGGCUCGUGGCAACAGAUCGAAGAGACCGCAAACCAACCUGGAGGGAUUGAGUUACUCCGGAAAUCGUUCAGAAUAUGCAAGAAUCAUUUUACCGGGUAUGAUCUUGAAGGUUGGCUUGAAACCGCUUACAUUUACACAGCAAUGACAGAUUAUCCUACUCCCUCAAAUUUCUUAAGUCCCAUGCCAGCAUAUCCAGUGAAACAGAUGUGUAAGGCAAUAGAUGAUCCAGCGACAGGAAAUGAUACAUUUGCUAAGUUAUUUGGUGCAGCUACUGUAUACUAUAAUUACACUGGAACCGCUACAUGUUUCGAUCCUAAUGAUAACUCAGAUCCUCACGACCUUGGAGGAUGGCAAUGGCAGGCGUGUACAGAGAUGAUAAUGCCAACAAGUGGUAACAAUGAAGAGAGCAUGUUCCCGCCUUCUGAGUGGCGAUACCAAGGUCGAGUCUCUUAUUGCGAAGGGGCUUAUGGCGUCGAACCUAGGCCUAAUUGGAUCACCACCGAGUUUGGCGGCCAUGAUAUCAAAAGGGUUUUGAGAAGAUAUGGGAGCAACAUUAUCUUCUUUAAUGGUUUAAGAGACCCUUGGAGUGGUGGAGGGGUGCUGAGCAAUAUUUCCGAGAGCAUAGUAGCAAUUGUUGCAAAAGAAGGUGCUCACCAUGUAGAUUUGAGGUUCAAAACUAGUGAAGAUCCAGAAUGGCUUAAAGAUGUGAGGAAGCAAGAAAUCGGGAUCAUUGCAAAAUGGAUCUCAGAAUAUUAUCAUGACCUUGCUCUUGAUCUACUAUCUUAA